This is a messenger RNA of Carassius auratus (goldfish), 1543 nucleotides long. RefSeq names its product putative methyltransferase DDB_G0268948. Lineage: Eukaryota; Metazoa; Chordata; Actinopteri; Cypriniformes; Cyprinidae. The coding region runs from base 475 to 1299 and encodes 274 amino acids. The record is from RefSeq and is a predicted model, not a curated record. The transcript has 6 exons. Gene Ontology annotation, molecular function: S-adenosylmethionine-dependent methyltransferase activity.
AAACCUUUGAUCCCUCUCCGGUCAUUGAGAUGUUUAUUAAUUUUGAAAGAACUAUUGUCCAGAGUGAAUGUAAAAAAUCUUUGUGUGAGGCUCAAGUCCUCAUUAGCAAACUGGGCACAUUACAAUUGCCUCAAAGGAAUGUAUUAGCCAUGUAUAAAUUGUAUUUGCAUGGUUGAUACUGUCUCUCAGUGUGGGAAGAAAGAAGCAAAGCGUGAAACCUAAGAUGACUCCUCCCCUUUAUAUCCUCAUUAGAUUCCCUUAGCCUAGAAUGCUGACUGUUUAAAGCAGAUGGUCCUCACUGCAGAACACAAGAUCCAGGGGGCGUGGUUAGAUCCAGAUCCAACUCCUCCCACCUUACAUACUGUAUACCUAAACCUACCCGAUUCCACCCCUAAACCUACCAGUCUCUAGCCCCUAAAGAUGUGGGUACUGAUUUAAAUCCCUGCAGCAUUCUGACUUGUACAGCUUUCAAAAAUGGCUGUACGUUUGUUUGAGGAUAAAGAACACGCAAACUCAUACUGGAAGUACAGAAUUUCUCCUUCUGAAGAGCUCAUCGACAAGGUUCUACAGUUCCACAGGAGUAAUAAAAAUUCAGCCAAUGACCUGGCAGUAGAUGUUGGCUGUGGGUCAGGGCAGGGAACGUUGCUCCUAGCACCACAUUUUACUCGUGUGGUCGGGAUAGACAUCAGUCCUGCUCAGCUGGAGAUGGGGAGGAAACAUGUAAACGUUUCAAACAUCUCUUACAGGGAGAGUCCAGCUGAAGAACUGCCUUUUAAAGAUGGAUCUGUCGAUCUUGUGACCACCAUGUCUGCAUUCCAUUGGUUUGACCAUUCACGUUUUCUUCAGGAGGCUCACAGAGUGCUUAAGCCUCAUGGGUGCCUUGCAGUUCUCAACUACACCAUGGACAUGGAGCUGAGCUAUGGAGACUGCUCAGAGACUUUAAACCACAUCUGUAAAGAGUUUUAUGCAGCCCUGCAUCCUUUCCGGAGCCCUUGCCUAGGUUCUUGCCCCUUUGAACUUUACAAGAAAACAUACGACUCUCUCCAGUAUCCAGUCAAAAAAAGGCAGGACAUUUUUUGGGUGAGGAAGCCCGUCCCUGUCUCUGGCUACAUCGGCAUGGUGGAGACUUUCUCCACUUACCAGACACUCUUAAAAAAAGAUCCAGAAGAGGCCAGACGACUCUCACAGGACACUGAACAAAGACUGUUGCGUGCAAUGGGUGUGACAUCCUCGGAGACAGAAGUUAUCGUGGGAAUUAAAUACUUCUACUUUCUAGCCUGCAAGCCUGCAAAUGAUUGAGCCAAACAUUGUCCCAUCCUAACUAACCAUACAUCAAUGGAAAGCUUAUGAUGUAUAAAUCGCAAUUUAAAAAAAAAAAAAAAAUGGACCCUUUUGACUGGUUUUGUGGUCCAUGGUCACACAUUCGAGAAUGAUCGACUGUGUUGCUAAUUUCCAUAGCCACCAAGUUUCAUAACAUCAAAUACAAAUUUCCAGACAAAUUAGGUUAAUCAUUUUUCAAAAUAAAAAUGGAAAAAAAAAAAAU